GUAAAAGAAAUAUGCUAAAAUCAGCUGCUUCGUUAUAUAGACAAGUUGCCGGUGUAUAUUUCCAAAAAAGAUCUCGAUUGUUACACAAAAUGUCUGAGCAAAAUCUUAAGGCUGUAUCUUCGGUAGAUAUUGAUAAUAGCGGAAUCUUUAAAUAUGUACUAAUUAAAGUAACUGGAAAUGAGACUGCUGAUGGUACUGAGCCCAGCAAGAAUAUUGUGCGCGGUUAUGCCGAUUGCCAAUGGCAUGCCGAUAUUUAUGAGCGCACUCAGGAAUCGGUUAAGGGUACUGGAUUGGAUACUGAAUGCUUGGGUGGAGGUCGGAUUGAACAUAAUCCGGAUAAGAAGUACAUCAAGAUUUAUGGCUAUUCACAGGGUUAUGGUAAAGCGGAUCACUUGGAAUCUAAAAGGAUCUUGUUAACCAAAUACAAGGAUUACGAGAUUGAAACCACAGAUGAGGGCUACUGAAUUUUGCUUAGAUUUUAUGUUGUUAAUAAAUAACAAAACAAGUUUAUAAUCAAA
Messenger RNA from Drosophila willistoni, 518 nucleotides. RefSeq names its product sex-regulated protein janus-A. Lineage: Eukaryota; Metazoa; Arthropoda; Insecta; Diptera; Drosophilidae. Gene Ontology annotation, biological process: peptidyl-histidine dephosphorylation. Bases 12 to 464 code for a protein of 150 amino acids. Gene Ontology annotation, cellular component: cytosol. The record is from RefSeq and is a predicted model, not a curated record. Gene Ontology annotation, molecular function: protein histidine phosphatase activity. The transcript has 4 exons.